UCUGUAAUUAAGAAACUGAAAAGUUUGUUUUCCUGACUAACUUGACAGUAACUAUAAGAAUGAGUUUGGAUUCCUUAAAUUAACUUCUGGACAGAAAAUUUCCAGUUUUUUUUUUUUAUACAAUUGAUUUUGAACUCAAGACAUAGAGCCUUUUAAAGAAAUCACUUUCUGUCUGUCAUUUUUGGGAGAAAAAAUCUAAGAGGAUAGCAUGGAACUGCAACAAGAAGCUGUUGAUUGGUUGGUUCUUCUUCCUCCUUAGCUAGGGUUUGUUUCAUUGCAGAAAGAAAGAAAGAAUACUCUUGCCCAAUUCAUUCAUAGAGAGACACUUGGCUGUGAAAUGGAUCUUUCGGAGUCUAUGAUAAUUGUCUUUAACAGGAUUCAGAAACUAGAGCCUGAAAAUGCUUCAAAAAUCAUUGGAUAUCUUCUGGUGCAAGAACAUAGUGACCGUGAAAUGAUUCGUUUGGCAUUUGGUCCUGACAAUCUGAUCCUCUCUUUAAUUACCAAAGCUAAAAAUGUCUUACGAUUAUCGCCCAAACAGCUUUCACCUCAAAUUUCACCCACCAUGAGCUCUGAAUCAGUUUCAGACUUUUCAUUAUUCACCCCUUUCUCCCCUGCUUCAUCGCGUUCAUUAUCAUCUCCGCCAUCUUUCCGAGCCGUAGCUUCCUACUGGGACCAACAAGUCAUUGUGGAUCAACAACCAAUACGGAACAUGGAUUUUAAUCCUCAGAAUUGUUCUGACUUGGUCGCUGAUGACUACCAUUUCCCAAAUCAAGCUCAGUUCUUGAGUUUAGAUGAUCGAUUAGAGCAUAGACAUGACUAUUACUACCAAGAAUCUGCAUUGGGUAAUCUGAAUUCACGAGUUAGCCGGCGAUCCGGAAGUUUGCCAGAGUUCCCUUUGAAAAUCUGUCAUUAUUUUAACAAAGGAUUUUGUAAACAUGGUAGCAGCUGUAGGUACUUCCAUGGCCAGCCCUUACAGGACAGCUUUUCUCAUAUCUUGAAUGGUGGUGAACUCCUUAGAGAAGAAAAUGUCAUGUCUCCUGGGUCUCUUGAGAAGUUAGAGUUAGAACUGACAGAGCUUUUGAGAUCAAGAAGAGGAUUGCCGGUAUCAAUUGCUUCACUACCUAUGAUGUAUUAUGAAAAGUAUGGAAGGAUUCUUCAAGCUGAGGGUUACCUAACAGAAAGCCAGCGACAUGGGAAAGCUGGUUACAGUCUUACAAAGCUUCUUGCUCGGUUGAAGAAUAGUAUUCGACUUAUUGACAGACCUCACGGACAACAUUCGGUGGUUUUGGCUGAAGAUGCUCCUAAUUACAUGGAGUACCGUGGUGAGAUGACUGAUUCAGGUGGAACUGCUGCUGGGUCUCGACAGAUUUAUCUGACUUUUCCUGCCGACAGCACGUUUACUGAAGAAGAUGUCUCCAACUACUUCAAGGGCUUUGGACCUGUUCAAGAUGUAAGGAUUCCUUGCCAGCAAAAAAGGAUGUUUGGUUUUGUUACCUUUGUCUAUCAGGAGACUGUGAAGAUUAUUUUAUCACAGGGUAAUCCUCAUUUUGUUUGUGGGGCUCGAGUCCUUGUCAAGCCAUAUCGAGAGAAGUCUAGGCUUGUAGCUGACAGGAAGUAUUCUGAGAAAAUUGACAACUCAAUGUACUAUCCAUCUCACAUUCUAGAUGUGCAUGAUCCCGAGGAUUACUCAGUGUCUAGAGUAUAUGAUACCUCUAGAUUACUUAAGAAGCAGUUUAUAGAAGAGCAUGAACAAUUACUCGAGCUCGAGAGAAGACGUCUCUCAGAGAUGCAAUUAGCAACCAAGUCAUUGGCACACCAACCCUAUCUUGGUUUCAUGGAUGACGUUAGACUCUCCGAAGCAUUUGCAGAUCACAAUCAGUACACAUCCACAGCCGAUCGUUUCAGUUAUUUUCUUGAUAUGCUAAACAGUGGUUCUGUGCCUGAUGACAAAACAGGCAAUUGCAGUUCUAAUUAUGGUGAGGAGGGCAGCCAAGGGAUAAAUCUCCCUGAAAGUCCAUUUGCAUCUCAAAUAACCAACAGCAUUCCGACGGUACUGUAGAUUAGUAUGUUAAUAAAGAAAAAGGAAGAAAGAAGGAAUAGACAUACUGGAACUGAAAAUUUUUUCUUGGUAUGAUGGACAAACUUAUCUCAAAUCAAGUGGCAGCAGCUGAGUUUAUACAAAUUAGAGGAUUUACUAUCACCAUUGGUUCAUUAUAAGAUGAUGGCUUCUCUCCCUGUUGGGGUGAAGAAAGUAGCAAAGAGAGAUACAAAAUAUGUAACAAGUUUCCACACUUAUUCUUCUAACAAUUUGUGAUUACAAAUGCUAGGAAUCUGUGGGAAAUUCUAGAACAGAAAUGUAAUGUAUAGUUUGUCUUAGUUGAAGAAAACAAGUACAAGAAAAGAAAAUAAGGAAGUGCAGAGUUGAGGAAAGAAGAAAACAAGUUCCUUGUCUUAACUCUGCCAUCCUUGGAACUGAUGGAAAUAAAUUGCUGGGCACUGGCAGUUUAAUAAGUUGUCGUGAAUAUGGAACUGUUUGUUAUUUUUUGCUGUUGCGCCCAGCUAUGUAGAUCGCGCACAAUGCUUUUCUAUG
Messenger RNA from Papaver somniferum (opium poppy), 2590 nucleotides. Its product is annotated as zinc finger CCCH domain-containing protein 18-like. The coding region runs from base 338 to 2059 and encodes 573 amino acids. The transcript has 8 exons. Gene Ontology annotation, molecular function: RNA binding; metal ion binding. NCBI's taxonomy places the organism in Eukaryota, Viridiplantae, Streptophyta, Magnoliopsida, Ranunculales, Papaveraceae. The record is from RefSeq and is a predicted model, not a curated record.